This is a messenger RNA of Spirometra erinaceieuropaei, 1566 nucleotides long. The record is from the annotation of a GenBank genome assembly. Lineage: Eukaryota; Metazoa; Platyhelminthes; Cestoda; Diphyllobothriidea; Diphyllobothriidae.
AUGGACCUAUUCUCCGCCGCCUGCGAGAACUUUGGGCUGGUUAUCAACACGCAGAAGACGGUGGUGAUGCAUCAACCGCCACCCAACUCAGCCACAGCCCCCAACGCGUCGUCGCAAAUCAGCGUGAACGGAAUCCAACUGCAAGUGGUGGAGAACUUCCCGUACCUGGGCAGUACCCUCCCCCGCAACACCAAGAUCGACGACGAAGUCGCCAACAGGAUCUCGAAAGCCAGUCAAGCGUUCGGUCGCCUCCAAAGCACCGUUUGGAAUCGCCACGGUCUUCAGCUGAGCACAAAGCUGAAGAGGUACAAGGCGGUCGUCCUGCCGACAUUACUGUAUGGAGCGGAGACUUGGACGGUGUACGCAAAGCAGGCACGCCGUCUGAACCACUUCCACCUCAGUUGUCUUCGUCGCAUCCUGAGGCUGAACUGGCAGGAUCGAAUCCCCGACACUGAUGUUCUGGAACGGACUGGAAUCCGCAGCAUCUACGCCAUACUGAGGCAAAUGCAGCUGCGCUGGAGCGGCAACCUGGUGCGCAUGGACGACGAGCGACUACCCAAACGACUCUUCUACGGAGACGUCGCGACGGGUUCUCGCCGUCAAGGAGGCCAGAUUCGCCGUUACAAGGAAACCCUGAAGUCCUCCCUGAUGCGCCUGCACAUCAACCCCACCAACUGGGAGGAGCUCGCACUCGAUCGGCCGACCUGGAGGAGGACAGUGAAGACAGGCGCUGCGAUCUACGAAGCCAACCGCAUCGCUGCCGCCAAAGCGAAACGUGAAUUCCGCAAAUCACAACUUCGCCCAGUCCGCAACGCCGCCGCACAACCGCCUCCAACGUGUCCUCGAUGUCAACGGACAUUCCGGGCUCGAAUCGGACUUGUUGGACAUCUUCGGAUUAACUGUGCCUCUCGAACUGCACCAACAAUCGUCCCCCCUCCCGCCUCUUCCUCCUCCUCACCGCUGCCAACUAACUCUGCCAAUUCUUCUAACCCACCACUUCCAUCCUCCUCCUCCUCCUCCUCCUCCUCCACUUCUCCAACGACGGCCGCUCAGGUGACUGUCCCGCGCGCAACAACCGACACUACCAUCACCUCCCCCGACUCCAGCGAUGAGGAUCAGGACUACACCUGCCCUCACUGCGACCGCACUUUCACCUCACACAUCGGCCUGGUCGGUCACUUGCGAAUCCAUCGCAUAGAGACUGACGAACCAGUGCCUGAAGCACCAACGUACACCCGCCGCACUCGCCUCCACGGCCCACACUGCCCUCGCACCUUCAGGCAUCGCAUGGGCCUUUUCGGCCACAUGCGCAUCCUCGAGAGCGGCCUUGACCGCACUCCCGACACACCCACCACAUCCAACACAUCCACCGUGCACACCCCCACCCUCCUUCCAUCCGUUCGCGCCACCACCACCACCACCACCGCCUCCUCUGUAGCUGACACGGACACCGCCGACUUCUCAUGCCAACACUGUCCACGCACAUUCACCUCACGCAUCGGCCUGGUCGGUCACUUGCGAAUCCAUCGCACAGAGACUGCCCUAGUAGCAAUAGAUAUCGAGUAG